This is a messenger RNA of Perca flavescens (yellow perch), 1781 nucleotides long. RefSeq names its product transmembrane protein 30Aa (gene cdc50aa). Bases 249 to 1361 code for a protein of 370 amino acids. The transcript is spliced from 7 exons. Gene Ontology annotation, biological process: phospholipid translocation. NCBI's taxonomy places the organism in Eukaryota, Metazoa, Chordata, Actinopteri, Perciformes, Percidae. Gene Ontology annotation, cellular component: Golgi apparatus; plasma membrane; endoplasmic reticulum. The record is from RefSeq and is a predicted model, not a curated record.
CGUUUCAUCAUCCUAUUGGCUCAGACGCUUCCGGCUUCUUCCUCUUGUAUGAGAUUAACAAAACGGAUAAAGUCAAUAGUACAAUGAGUAGAUAUUUGAAUUAGAGGGUAAAUUCCCCUCAUACAGUUUAACUCUUCGCCUUAAAGUGUUGUCUCGUGUUUAUUAACUGUGUGGGAUUAACUAGAAACUGCCGGCGGGUUUUCAACUAACGCUACAGUAGAUUAUUUUGCCCCAAACGGAUUGCAGCCAUGAUGGCGUCAAGCUACAACGCUAAGGAAGAGGACGGACCCAACUCGGGCGCUUCGAAUAACGGAGGCGCCGGGGUUGUGAAAAGUAAAAAGCCGGACAACACCGCGUUCAAACAGCAGCGACUGCCAGCCUGGCAGCCCAUUCUGACUGCAGGCACCGUGCUGCCUGCUUUCUUCGUAAUCGGUCUCAUCUUCAUCCCCAUCGGCAUCGGCCUGUUUGUCAGUUCAAACAACAUCAAAGAGUUCGAGAUUGAUUACACUGGUGUAGACCUUAACAAUCCAUGCUACAACUGUGCCAAGAACUUCAGCUGGAACAGCACAACACCAUGUCUCUGCUCGGUACCCUUCACAUUGGAGCAGCCAUUUGAGAGCAAUGUCUUUAUGUACUACGGCUUAUCCAACUUCUAUCAGAACCACAGACGCUAUGUGAAGUCCAGGGAUGACAGCCAACUGAAUGGUGACCAGUCUGCUUUAAAGAACCCCAGCAAGGAAUGUGAACCGUACCGUACAAGUGAAGGACAGCCCAUUGCUCCAUGUGGGGCCAUAGCUAACAGCCUUUUCAAUGACACUCUGGAGCUAUAUUAUAUUGAUUCCAAUGGCACCAAAAAUACAAUUCCUCUGGUAAAGAAGGGAAUUGCAUGGUGGACAGACAAGCAUGUGAAAUUCAGGAACCCUGGUGGAAACAACAACCUUACUGUAGCUUUCCAAGGCACAUCUAAGCCGGUGAACUGGAGGAAGCCAGUGUAUGAGUUGGACCCCUCAGAUCCGGAGAACAACGGCUUUAUCAAUGAGGACUUCAUUGUGUGGAUGCGCACGGCUGCGUUGCCCACCUUUCGCAAGCUCUAUCGCAUCAUCCAGAAGAAGUCGAGCACAACCCCCACUCUCCCCAGUGGCAAAUACAUCUUGGACAUCACUUACAAUUACCCUGUGCUCAGCUUUGAUGGUCGCAAGCGGAUGAUCCUGAGCACCAUCUCCUGGAUGGGAGGGAAGAACCCCUUCCUUGGCAUUGCCUACAUCACUGUGGGCUCCAUCUGCUUCUUCCUGGGGGUAGUUCUGCUCAUCAUCCACCAUAAAUAUGACACCCGAAACAACAGUCCAGAUAUUCCGAACUAAACUGUUCUUCUUGUAUCGCGUUUUUCUGUCUAUGCAUGCAUGGGUGACCCUAAGAGGUCCGUUCUAGACUGCUUGUUGACUUUAGCGUGAAUACACUGGUCUCUGUAAUUGUGUGUUUGUGUAAAGACAGCAUUGUCUUAAGUGUCUCAUCAAAAGCUGUUUGUGUAGGUCAACUAAGGCAAAAGAAGGAUGCUCGAGUCGGUGUCUCUGCAUAUAGCUUUGUGUCAGCUGCUGAGAAUGUCAUUUCCUGUCUUCAAAAAAAUGUAUUUAUCUUCUAUUUAUCUAUACAUUAUCAAAGUAUCUGUAUUUUAGCAAUGCUUUGCGAAUGGCUUAAUUAUUGAAGGAUGUCAUCCAUCUUCGUCCGCUAGCAGCUCCAGCAGGGGACCCCAAACUUCCCUUUCCCGAGCCACGUUAACCAGC